CUGUUUAUUACAAUCUCAUGAUGAUGAGAAUGUUUACAUGUGUUUUAAAUCACAGACUACAGUAAUUCUUACUCUAAAGGUUAAAAACACAGGAGGAAGUAAAUGGCUGAAUCUUUAUCACAAACAAAAGGCAGAAGAAGAAAGAGCAGCAUGGAUGAACCAAAUUCAUUUUCUCAUGACUCCAGCAGUGUCCUGUCUGAAGAUCUGCUGCGGUGUUCGAUCUGUCUGGAUGUGUUCACUGAUCCAGUCAGCACUCCAUGUGGACACAACUUCUGUAAGAGCUGCCUUACACACUGCUGGUACAAGAGUCAACACUGUCUCUGUCCAUUAUGUAAACAGAAAUUAACCAAGAGACCUGAACUGAAGAUUAAUACAACACUGAGAGAGGUUGCAGAUCACUUCAAGAAGAAAAGUGGUUCUGACAAACCUGAGGUUCUUUGUGAUUCCUGCAAUGGAAAGAAGCUGAAGGCCCUGAAAUCCUGUCUGGAUUGUGGACUGAGUUUCUGUAAAAUUCAUUUAGAGCCACAUAAUCGUGUUCCAAGACUUAAGAAACACAAGUUAAAAAACCCUGUGGAGAACCUGGAGGACUGCAUAUGCCAGAAUCUUACUAAAACACUCAAAGUAAAGGAAACAGUUUCCACAGAACUGCAGAGGAUUCAGCAGUAUGCAGAAUCAGGAAAACCUCCACAUGUUCACACUAAUGACAGAGAGAGCUUCAUGUAG
Messenger RNA from Tachysurus vachellii, 723 nucleotides. Its product is annotated as E3 ubiquitin/ISG15 ligase TRIM25-like. The transcript is spliced from 4 exons. The record is from RefSeq and is a predicted model, not a curated record. NCBI's taxonomy places the organism in Eukaryota, Metazoa, Chordata, Actinopteri, Siluriformes, Bagridae. The coding region runs from base 103 to 723 and encodes 206 amino acids.